Molecule: messenger RNA, 2086 nt
Organism: Erpetoichthys calabaricus (reedfish)
Lineage: Eukaryota; Metazoa; Chordata; Cladistia; Polypteriformes; Polypteridae
Gene: ark2ca
Product: ring finger protein 165a
Exons: 8
Coding region: 105-1157 (350 amino acids)
Molecular function (GO): zinc ion binding; ubiquitin protein ligase activity
Source: RefSeq, a predicted model, not a curated record
CAGCUGCAGGAUCUGCUCCACAUUUGAAUGUAUAGGGGAUUGGAAGGGACCAUUUCCAUGGGCCAUCUGUUACACAGGCUGCAGCGCUAACAAAGGUUCCCAGGAUGGUUUUAGUGCAUGUUGGAUAUCUGGUUCUUCCUGUUUUUGGCUCUGUAAGAAACAGAGGUGCCCAUUUUAACAGGCAUCAGCACAGCCAUGCUACCUCCUGCCGGCACUUCCACCUGGGCCCCCAGCCGCAACUCUCCGCCGAGUUCCCUAUUCCCCAUCCAAAUCAAUCCCAACCUGGAAUGAGCCCUCAUUUGCCACCUGCUCACCAGCAUGCUACACCUCUUCAUCAGCCUCUGGCCCCUCUGCCAGCCCCGCAGUUCCAAGAUGUCCCAGGACCCCCAUUCCUACCUCAGGCCUUACACCAACAAUACCUCAUUCAGCAGCAGCUACUAGAAGCCCAGCAUAGGAGAAUUCUACCCCACCCAAGGCGGACUCAGGAGCGAGUACCUCUCCAACCCCAUCGACUGCGCUCUGGCUAUGACUACGGCCCUACCUUGCAUGUCCCCCAGACUAUGGGGCAGCAGCCACGGUACUUAGCAGAAGGCACUGACUGGGAUCUCAGUGUGGAUGCUGGACUUUCUCACUCUCAGUACCAAGUCAGGCAACUUCCCCAGCACUAUCAGCAUUAUUUGGCCACUCCCAGAAUGCACCACUUCCCCAGAAAUGCCUCAUCAGCACAAGUGGUUGUUCAUGAAAUCAGGAACUAUCCAUAUCCACAACUGCACCUGCUUGCUCUGCAAGGACUCAGCCCUACACGACAUGCGUCAGCAGUGAGAGAGAGCUAUGAGGAGCUGCUACAGCUAGAAGACAGACUAGGAAGUGUAAACCGGGGGGCAGUGCAAACCACCAUUGAGAGGUACACCUUUCCACACAAGUAUAAGAAGAGAAGGCCACAGGAGUUAAAAAUAGUCAUGGAGGAAGAAGAGGAAUCAGACAUGGAUGAAAAAUGCACAAUCUGUCUUUCUAUGCUGGAGGAUGGAGAAGAUGUAAGGAGGCUUCCAUGUAUGCAUCUCUUCCACCAAGCCUGUGUGGACCAGUGGCUGGCCACCAGCAGAAAGUGCCCUAUUUGCAGAGUGGACAUUGAAACGCAGCUGACGCCUGACAGCUGAGUCUUCUCCCCCCCCCCCAAAUUUGGAACUAAUUCCUGCCAUUUCCGGGUUCCUCAGGCACGUUGCCAAAUGCUUCAAGUCUCGUCUUGACCACUUUUCAAGCCUGCCUUCUGAGCCAAGAGAGAAGACAACACAACAAGCACAGUAUAAAAAAGUAAUGAAAAAAAAAUUAGUCUGUGGCAGGAAGGCAGGAUCUGGUAGCAAAGUUGGGGGCCUUGUGCAUCUUGGGAGCUGGUUUUCCCAGACUGAAUGAGCACACAACUCUCCUAAUGAAAGCCAUUUCGCAGUGAAGGUACGAACAUCCAUAGCAUGUUAAGAAUUAUGUCAUACAUUUUAAUAAUUUGUAGGAUUUCCCUGGCAAGUAACAAGAUACACUUAAAAAAUUCAUAAAAGUGUAAUGAUUUCUGAAACUACUUGGAAUAAUGGGUAUGAUUUGAAAACCCAUAAUUUAAAAUAUCUGGAAUAAGAGGAAGCCCGUCCAAUUCAAAAUGGCCAUAUUCUGAGGUUUUUGAUUUGUUUAAGCCCAGUGGCAUUAUGGGUUGUCUAUAAACCUGUGAGUUCAGGUAUGUUAAUACCUGCUUUCCUCUUUGAAUGCAACACUCAUGUGGCACACUCAGGCAUCUUGCUGGAAAACAGAGAGAUGUCUCCGCACUGAAGACUUUGGAAUGAAUAUGUGAUGAAAGCAGAAGAAGGAUGCUUUGGGGGGAGGGAGGCAAAGAACUGGAAAUAAAUGCAGAAAUUUCAAGCCAAACAGAAAUUCUUACAGGAAUUAAAAAAACAAAGAAAAUUGUUUUCUUCCCAAAAUUGUGCACAGCAAAGAAAUUGGGAUGUGAGAGCACAGUUGAGACUUAUGGGGAGAUCUAAGUAGCCCUGUCUGAGCUGUGCAAAUCCUGUUCCCAGUUUUUCCACAAGAAAGGUGCCUCUUUCCA